AUGAUGCCAAUGGCCUCCUCGAGCCUCGCCCGCCUCCUGGUGGCCGUGGUCUUGCUGUUCACGUCGUCCGCCCUCCUCUGCGCCGACGCGUCGGUGCACGACUGCUCCGGCGAACGGUUCGCGGCCGACGGCAACGCCUUCGUCCUCCACGGCGGCAGCGAGGGCGUGUACGCCUCCGCUAAGGCCGCCGCGUUCAUCCGCUUCGAGAAGGUCGCGUUCAGAAGGACGCCCGAGUCGGCCGCUGCGGCCGAGGAGGACGGCAACCGCACGGCCACGGUCACGGCUGUCAUCUUCGAGGCCGGCGACCGCGACGCCGUCGGGGGCGCGGACGUCUCCGUCUCCGGCGGUCGCGCGCUCUGCUGCACGCCGGACAUGGCGAGGCUCGGGGCGUGCACCGAGGGGACGGCGACGUACCGCGCGCUGAACGGCACCGGCUGGCCCAGGGUGUUCGCGGCCUCCUUCCUCCCGGGCAGCCUCGAGGCGGCGUUCCCGGACGAGACCGUCGCCAUGGCGCGCACCGGCAUGUACACCCUCCUGUUCGUCCACUGCGACGCCUCGCUCGCCGGCGGGCAGGUGGCCGCGCGGGGCAAGACCAUCUGGAAGAACAGCCGCGGAUACCUCCCGGGGCGGAUGGCGCCGCUUCUGCCCUUCUACGGCGCCAUGUCGCUGGCGUUCGCGGCGCUGGCGGCGUACUGGUUCGCGCAGUGCGCGCGGUUCUGGCGGGAGGUGGUGCCGCUCCAGAGCUGCGCCACGCUGGUGAUCGCGCUGGGGAUGCUGGAGGCCGCCACCUGGUACUUCGACCUCGCCGAGUUCAACGAGUCCGGCGUCCGCCCCCGCGGCGCCACGUUCUGGGCGGCCACGUCCGGCGCUCUCCGCGGCGCGGCGGCGCGCGUGCUGGUGCUGGCCGUGGCCAUGGGCCACAUGGUGGUGCGGCCAACGCUGGCGGGGCUCAAGAGCGCCAGGGUGGCCGGACUCGGCGCCGCGUUCUUCGCCGCUGCGGAGGCGCUCGAGGUCAGCGAGAAUGUCGGCACCGUGAGCGACCACUCGCCGUCGCCCACGAGGAGGCUGUUCCUGCUGCUCCCUGUGGCGGCCCUCAACGCGGUGUUCGUGUACUGGAUAUUCAGCUCACUGUCGAAGACGCUGAACAAACUUAAGGCGAAACGAAUGACGGCGAAGCUGGAGAUGUACCGGAGGUUGAACAACGCCUUGAUCAUCGCGGUGGCCGUGUCACUCGGCUGGAUCACAUUUGAGAUCCACUUCAAGUCGACGGACGAGUACAACGAGCGGUGGCGCGCGGCGUGGGUGAUCCCGGCGGUGUGGCAGCUCAUCUCCUUCUCGCUGCUGUGCGCCGUCUGCCUCAUGUGGGCGCCCUCGCAGAGCUCGACGAGGUACGCCUACCUGGAAGACGAGGAGGAGGAGGGCGAGGACGAGGACCGCGACGUGGAGGACACGCGGCCGCUGAUCCGGCCCGGCCCGCUGUCGUACGUGGACAACUGGGCCAUCUCCGUGUCCAAGGACGCCACCACCAUCAUUCUGAGAACCGACUCCGGCGUGUACGCGAAAGCCGCCGGCGAUGGAGGCAAGCGGGCGUUCUUGCCGCGGAGAAUCAGAGAGGUCCGGCGCUUGAUUCAGAGCAUUGUUGAUUACUGUGGAAAUGCUGGGUCAGAGUUGUUUGAGUUGGCUCAUAUGUUGGUCAGCAAUUUGGGUCAGUCAAUGACGCUGUUACAAGUUUAUGCUGCAGUCAUCCGUAUUUUUGUAGAGUCGUCGAUGUUUGAGGAUGCUCUUCUCACUUAUGUUGAGGCCAAGAAUGUUGGUGUUGACAGACGUUUGUGCAAUUUCUUGCUGAAGUGUUUAGUCGAGGGGAAUCAGAUCAUGUAUGCGAGGAGUUUAUUUGAUGACAUGAAAAGUUGUGGUCCUUCACCCAAUGUCUGCUCUUAUUCAAUUUUGAUGAGUAUGUACACACAUGGAGAGAGGUUAUGCUUAAAUGAAGCUUUUGACCUUCUUUGUGAAAUGGAAUCGAAUGGUGUGAGACCGAACACUACAACAUAUGGAACUUACCUCUAUGGGCUUUGCCGUUCCAGACAGGUAACAUCUGCAUGGGACUUUCUUCAAACUCUUGCUCAGAGUGGAGGCCCUUGCAGCAAUUAUUGUUUCAAUGCUGUGAUUCAUGGUUUCUGUAGCAAGGGUCAGGUUGAUAAAGCCAUAGAAGUGUUUCAUGGGAUGAAGAAAUGUGGGUUUGUCCCAGAUGUCCACAGCUACAGCAUAUUAGUUGAUGGGUUUUGCAAACAUGGGGAUUUAUUGAAAGGUUAUGACAUGCUUGAUGAAAUGGCAAGAAAUGGAAUAUGUCCUAAUCAAGUGAGUUACAGUUCACUUCUGCAUGGCCUUUGCAAAACUGGACAGGUUGCAUUGGCAUUAAAGAUUUUCAAGAACCUCCAAGACCAUGGUUUUGAGCAUGACCAGAUAAAUUACAGCAUCAUUCUUCAUGGCUGUUGCCAACAUUUAGAUCUCAAGGCCAUCUCUGACCUUUGGUUUGACAUGAUUCAUCAUGAUAUCACUCCAGAUGUUUACAAUUAUACCAGUCUGAUUUACGCAUUAUGUAGACAUAGAAACCUUCAAGAUGCAUUGGGAGUGUUUGAGCUCAUGCUUGAAAAUGGGUUGAGUCCCAACAUUGUGACAUGCACAAUCCUAGUUGACAGCUUUAGCAAAGAAGGGCUAGUUGGUGAAGCCUUCCUAUUCCUGGAUAGAAUACAUCGGUCAUUGGGAAUCGUCCCAAACCUUUGCAUGUACAGAGUUAUUAUCAAUGGCCUUUGCAAGACCAACAAAUAUAGUGAUGUGUGGAAAUUUUUAGCAGACAUGAUAAAGAGGGGCUAUGUUCCUGAUGUUGUCCUUUGCAGUAUUAUUAUUGAUGGCUUCGUGAAAGCUCUGAAGUUGCAGGAGGCCUUAAGGUUGUACCGUAAGAUGUUGGAUGAAGGCGUAAAACCUAACACAUUUACAUAUUCUAGCCUCAUAAAUGGGCUGUGUAAUGAUGAUAGACUUCCUGAAGCUAUGGGAUUGAUUAGGGAUAUGAUUGGGGAAGACCUGUUACUUGACAAUGUUUUGUACACAUCUAUCAUUGCUUGCUAUUGUAGGCGUUUAAAUAUGAAGGCUGCUAAUGAAUGGCUCAGACAAAUGGAAAGAAGUGGUGUGUUCCCAGAUGCUUUUGUAUAUACUUGUAUGAUUGAUGGUUAUAGUAAAGUGCUUGCAAUGGAUGGUGCACGCUUGAUGAUGGAAGAAAUGGGAAAAAGAAAGCUUAAACCUACUGUAGUAACCUACACAGCUCUCAUUAUUGGAUACCUUAAAACGGGGGAUGAGAAGGAAGCUUGUAUGAUGUAUGAGAGUAUGCGUCAUGCAGGCAUUUCUCCAGAUGUCAAGCUGCGUUGCAUUUUGGGCAUUGGCAAUGACAGGGGUGAUUGUGAUGAUUCUCAGAAAGCGAAUGGUGUAACAUAA
Molecule: messenger RNA, 3486 nt
Organism: Miscanthus lutarioriparius
Lineage: Eukaryota; Viridiplantae; Streptophyta; Magnoliopsida; Poales; Poaceae
Source: the annotation of a GenBank genome assembly